Molecule: messenger RNA, 1131 nt
Organism: Trichomonas vaginalis G3
Lineage: Eukaryota; Parabasalia; Trichomonadida; Trichomonadidae
Exons: 1
Coding region: 1-1131 (376 amino acids)
Source: RefSeq, a predicted model, not a curated record
AUGAAUUUAGAGUAUCUUCAAAGCUCUCAUACUUUUCAUGUAGAGAGAAUUAUUGAUUUCCUGUCAAACAGCUUACCAUUAUGUGCACUUCAUCAAACUCGAUCUAUAAUCUUUUUCUGCUACGUAUUUGCAGGUUUAAUAGAGUUUUUACUUUAUCCACCAUAUGCAAAUGGAAAUACUCCAUUCGAUUCAGUUGCCAUUUACACACCAAUUAUUAUUGUUAUCGUACUUCAUCUUUUAUUAUCAAUUUUAUACUCAUUCGGCGCAUUAUUCGAAAGAGCCACAUGGAAAACAGGCUUUGCACUAUUAUACCUUCUUCACACAUCCAUUCCUUUAGUUGUUUUCAUUGGUGGAAUUGUAAUUUUCAAUCUUCAAGAAAAAAAUGUUGAAUUUUGCUUUCUCACAACUUUUGCAGUUGCAUUUUUCAUAGAUUUUCUCUGCGGUGUAAUAUCAAGACCAUCACAACAUGUUUCUCUUACAUUUGAAAGUAUUGGCAUUGUUCCAUCGCUUAUUCUAUUUGCUCUCUAUUCAAAAGGUAAGAUCCAGAAGUACUACAUACCAUUUAUCCCGUUAUUUGCAUAUUAUGCUCUUUAUCUCUUAUUAUUACUCUUCCUUACUCCAAUUUUCAAAGGAUGCCAUGGAUGUGCACUUACUUUCUUCUCAGAUCCCGAAAUAGCUGCAGAAUUUGCAGCUUCUGUUGAUCCACAGCUAAAACCUUUCAAGAAUAGAGCUGAUUGGGCAGAUGAACCAGAUGCCAUCGGAUCUGACCAUGGCAGCAGAAGAGAACCAAGAAGCAGAUGGUCAAGAGCUCAAGAUACCGAGAAUGUUACGAGAUUCCCUGCAAGAGCUCAUUUCCAGCUUUACAACGUCGAUGCAACACCAGAUACACCUCUAUACUUGGCUUCUCCACUUCCGAUGUUCGCAACAUUACUCCUAACUGUCUUAGUUUUCAUAGAAAUCAGAUCUCCUUUAUCCAACUUCUAUUUCUGGCUUGGCGGAGCUUUAAUUAUUCUCCUUAUCUCUAUUGUGGUCAAUUCUAGAGCAACAUCAUGCUCUUGCCUUGCUUUUACAAACCUUGACACAAAAUGUGUCGAUAUCUUAUGGGAUCACCCAAGCCUUUCAAUAUUAUAA